AUGGGCCCGUUUCGAACAAGGCGUUGGAAGUUUCGUCUGUUUGCGUGUACCGGAUAGCUCCGGGAAGGUUCCGCUUGCCAGUGUAUUGGUGCCGACUGUCUUGUUUGCCGACGACCGUGAAAACAGAACCCAAUGGCGGUGAGGGAAAGAGAAGCACAACAGCCUCGGCGAACAAGCGCUGCCCAGAACGGUGGAACAGAUGAUGUGCGGGAACUGCAGGAAAUACCGACAACAAACACUCGCUCGAUGGGCGAGACGCACUGGAAUGAAGGAGAGAAAACUCAACCACCUUCGGAAGCUUUCGGAAGCUUUCGGGUGGCAAAUCCCGAACGGGGUUCGGUCGGAAAAACUCGUCUCCCGUGGAACGCAACCGGGGAAGGCGGCCAGACCACGCAACGGGGGAGAGACGGCAUUUUAUUAAUACGGUUCGCACGAUGCGGACACAUUUCACUGCGAGUUGCGACACCGAACGAUACGGACGGCUCAAAAGGGGGCCAACGCUUCUUGGUCGCUCGUCACCCACACCGUGGGACGUGAUUUGCUUCUGGCUGUGUGGUGACUUGGAUUGGGGUAAGUUUUCGCCUGCGCCACGUUCGCUCGUUUGUGUAGUACCGUGAGCUCUGUUUAUCAAUUGACUGUAAGCACAGCGAAAGAGCCAGUGCGUUACUGUGUUGUGUGUGCGUGUGCUGUUGGUGUGUGAUUCUGUGUCACGAACGUUUGGUGUGUGCCAUGGUGCGCCGACGGUGCGGUGAUAAGCAGUAGAAUUGUUUCACCCCACACUCUCCAGUUUGUGCCAGCAUCAGCAGAAACGCCCGUCCAGCCGGACCAAGAGAUCAUUGAACAGUUGACAAAAAGCCUAGAAGAAAACACUAUCCGUGGUUAGACGACUUGCGGCAUCGGAGAGCAGCCGGCAUACAUCCGUUUUUUUCUUCCCUAUUGCUGCUGAUUCACCCCUUGCUGAACCGAACACAAUGGAGCAAUCGGCCAACAGCAAGGUACAUCUGGAGAAGGCACAGAACUUUAUGCGCCAGUACCGGGAUCCGGAGUCGCGCGAGCUGAAGAAGCUGUCCGCCAACCAGUUCAUGGACGUCUGGAGUCAUUACGAUCGCGAUGGGAACGGCUACAUCGAAGGAUCCGAGCUGGACGGAUUUCUCAAGGAGUUCGUCUCGAGCGCCAACGCAACCGACAUCAGCCCGGAGCAAAAAGUGUCCCUUACCGACGAGAUGCUGGUAGAGCUGAAGUCAUGCUUCAUGGAAGCGUACGACGAUAAUCAGGACGGCAAGAUUGACAUCAGAGAGCUUGCCCAGCUGCUCCCGAUGGAGGAGAACUUUUUGCUGCUCUUUCGGUUCGAUAAUCCGCUAGAAUCGAGCGUUGAGUUUAUGAAGAUCUGGCGCGAGUAUGACUCCGACAACAGCGGUUACAUCGAAGCGGAUGAACUGAAGAACUUCCUGCGGGAUUUGCUGAAGGAGGCGAAAAAGAUAAACGACGUGUCGGAGGACAAAUUGAUCGAGUACACCGAUACAAUGCUCCGAGUGUUCGAUGCAAACAAAGAUGGAAGACUGCAGCUGUCGGAGAUGGCAAAACUGCUUCCAGUGAAAGAAAACUUCCUGUGCCGGCAGGUGUUCAAGGAAGGGAAAAUAGACGAAGAAGGUGCGGCUAAGCUAACGAAAGAAGACAUCGAAAAAGUGUUUUCACUCUACGACAGAGACAAUAAUGGAUCGAUCGAGAACGAAGAGCUGCGCGGUUUCCUGAAGGAUCUGCUCGAGCUAGUAAAGAAGGACUACGACGCCCAGGAUCUGAUCGAGUUCGAGGAAACGAUCCUGCGCGGCGUCGGCUACGACAAGGAUGGCAAAAUUUCGCGCAAAGAGCUGACGAUGAUUCUGCUGGCGCUCGCCAAACUGCCGCCGGACGAUGACCAGUAAUUAAUGGCGUCGGCGGUCUGCAUCGAGACUACUAGUAGCAGCCAGCCCUGUAGUAGUAGUGGUAGCAGCAGCCAGGACCCGAUCACCAAGGACCUCUUUCCGCCCAUCGCGAGCGUGCAGGACGGCAUCCGGGAUCUGUAUCGUAAGUUUCGGCGAAAGAUUCACAAAAAAGAGUAGCGCGGGCAGCACCGGGAGGGAAAGGCUGCACCGAGAACCUUGCACCGUACUAGCAGCAAACAAAGCACCACAAAUGGGCAGGGCAGCUAUAGGGCAGCUUUCUUAGUGUGAGCGUGUUGUUCUUUCUUUUUUGCGUAGUGCUUUCGUAAACCAACUAGCAAACGAUGCAUCAUCUCCCUCAUUCGUCCACCGCAUCCCGAUUGAGAGCGGGAACAGAGGGGCCGUAGUGAGAGUUAUUAAAAUUAAAAAAAAACACCAGAAAACAAUUUAACACACACAAACACACACACAAAAGGAAAGGAAGUUGAUGAACAGAAAAUGAUUAAUAGAACGGUUAAAAGCAGCCAGCGGGCUAUGCGACACUUAAACAACGCCGUCUCAAACGAAAGACUCGUACAAUUAGGAAAGCUUAUGAAGAAGCGGCACGGUAACACGGUGCGUGGAAGGACAUGUUAACGUGUACUCACUCCGUCUUGGGGGGAAGAAGAGCGAAACAGUCUGCGAUCGGAACAUUAUACACACAGAGAUUUAACAAGCAUAUCUACAUUCGCAAAAGCGCAAACUCUACCGCAACAUCCACUUAUCUUCCUCGUCCUUCUUAUCGAUCUAUUUGAAACAUAUUAUCUAGCUGUGUACUGAAACUGUUUAACGCCGUUUGUGCACCUCUCCUCUCUUAUUAUGGUCGUGUUUAAUGCGCUUUUCUUGUGAAGCUUGCAGUUUAUUAGCCUCAGAGAAUCUGCUCAAAACAAGGAUAACUAAAUUGGUAGAGAAAACGAAGGAUUUAAGAUGUGAUUAAGUUGAACGAAACAAAACCAACUCUCACAUAUACGUACAAAGAGCUAAUGUUAGAAAGAAGAGGAGAACAAUAGCAACAUCUCUCAGGCAUAGGUCACAAGUUGUUGAAACAACUCCUUCAGCCACUGUACGUAAUGGCUUUCGAGUGAUAGAAUUCGCUGAAUGGCCUAAAACAGGAUACGGAGGGUUCGUGGUACAACAAAACAUGAGAAACGAAAUUUGCUCAGUACUUGGAGCCGAACCGACUUUUAACAAAAAACCCUUUAACCAUGCCGUGCCAAAAAGCGGUUCCCAAAUUCGAUCCAGACCAAACGAAAUGGAACAAAAAUAGCCAGAAAGGAUGUAAAACACGUGCCGGUUGGAUGCGCGCGCUUAUCGAUUGUUUGUGCGCAAACCGCGCCUGUGACGAAUGUUAUGAAGUACGGAAAACUAGCAUGAUAGUUAGGAGAAGCUUAUAAAAACUGGCUGCAAGGCCGGUUGACCGUUUGUUGAUGUAUUUGAUGUGUGAUGUGUCUAUUGGAUGAAGAAAAUUGUACCCCCAUGUUAUGCCUUCCAGUGGAAAAUUUCAAAAACGCUCCGGGUUGGUUUCCCUUCAAUGUUUUGUAUUUCCCCUUUCCCCGCCACUCACGACCGCCUAGCUAGAGCGAAACAGCAUGUGCAUGACGUUAUCAAUGUGCCGGCUUGUAAACCCCUUGUUACUUGUUCCCUUGUUGAUGUGGAGAAAGAUGUUGUUGAUUCCGCUGUCCUGUCUACUAACUAUAAUACUAAAAUGAAGCAAAACCAAGAAUGGAAGAGUUGUUAAUGUUGGACAAGUGAGAAGCGUACGAACGAAACGGUGCAGCAGAAAGGUUUUUAUCCUACUUAAACCCAAAAAAACAUGAAUAUUAACGCUAAAUCUUUCACUAUCUAUAUCUAAAUGUUUCCUUAAAAAAACAAAACAAAAAUCGAACCCUUAUCGAUGUACCUACCCAAGACAUCGUCUAACAACUUUAAUGCUACUCACAUUCUUCACGCUGCUGCUGAUCGUUAUCGUUAUCUUAUAAAACGUUGGGCGGGAAUAGGAAAGUUUAUGAAAAA
This is a messenger RNA of Anopheles arabiensis, 3971 nucleotides long. RefSeq names its product calbindin-32 (gene Cbp53E). Lineage: Eukaryota; Metazoa; Arthropoda; Insecta; Diptera; Culicidae. Gene Ontology annotation, molecular function: calcium ion binding. Gene Ontology annotation, cellular component: dendrite; synapse; terminal bouton. The transcript has 15 exons. The record is from RefSeq and is a predicted model, not a curated record. Gene Ontology annotation, biological process: regulation of long-term synaptic potentiation; regulation of presynaptic cytosolic calcium ion concentration. Bases 972 to 1922 code for a protein of 316 amino acids.